GCCCGCCAUUCGAAAUCAGUCAAUGUUGAGUUGACGGCGCGAGAAGACGCGGGCGAAAGAGAGCGGAGAAUUUGAAGAAUUAAAGAAUCUAAGAAUUCAAGAAAAAGAAUCAGAACUGAAGAAAUCUAAAGUCCCGUCGCUGUGCCGUUUAGCUGAAUUAAAAAUUAACAAAUAUCUUUAAAAAAAAAAACAAGAUUCAAAUUUUAAAGAAUCACAAAAAAAUAAGAAAGAAAAGAACCAAAGCCGUCGCUGUGCCGUUAUAUUACUUAUUGUUUUUUGUGUGUGACUGACUACAUGUGUGCCUCCUAGGUAAUGAGUGAAGUUGGGUGUCGUUCCAACUGCAGAGACUAAAGACUUUGGGCGCCAACCAAAAGCCCCGCUGUAUAGAGAAUGCUGGUGCCGUCGGACAUGAUUGCGGCGCAGUCCAAGAUGGUCUACCAGAUGAACAAGUAUUGUGCGGACCGCGUCCAAGUGCGCAAGGCCCAGAUCCACAAGCAAAUCCAGGAGGUCUGCCGGAUCGUUCAGGAUGUCCUCAAAGAGGUGGAGGUCCAGGAGCCGCGAUUCAUUUCCUCGCUAAACGACUAUAAUGGUCGGUUCGAGGGUCUGGAGGUUAUAUCGCCCACGGAAUUCGAGAUCAUCAUCUAUCUGAACCAAAUGGGUGUACUCAACUUUGUGGACGAUGGAACGCUGCCGGGCUGUGCUGUCUUAAAGCUGAGCGAUGGCAGAAAGCGAUCCAUGUCACUGUGGGUGGAGUUCAUCACGGCCAGUGGUUAUCUCUCAGCCCGCAAGAUUCGAUCUAGGUUCCAAACUUUGGUGGCCCAAGCCUGCGAUAAGUGUGCCUAUCGCGACAUCGUCAAGAUGAUUGCCGACACCACGGAGGUGAAACUGCGCAUCCGGGAGCGUAUCAUUGUCCAGAUCACGCCCGCCUUCAAAUGCGCCGGCCUUUGGCCAAGAUCUGCCUCACAUUGGCCUUUGCCGGGCAUACCCUGGCCGCAUCCCAAUAUCGUAGCCGAGGUUAAAACGGAGGGUUUCGAUAUGCUUUCUAAGGAGUGCAUCGCUCUGCAGGGUAAAAACUCGGCCAUGGAGGGCGAUGCCUGGGUACUCAGCUUCACCGACGCCGAAAACAGGCUGCUGCAAGGAGCCAGUCGACGACGGUGUCUCAGCAUUCUGAAGACCCUGCGAGAUCGGCACUUGGACCUGCCCGGCAACCCGGUGACGUCGUACCACCUAAAGACCCUGCUGCUCUACGAGUGCGAGAAGCAUCCCCGCGAGAUGGAAUGGGAGGAGAACUGCAUCGCAGACCGGAUCAAUGGGAUCUUUCUGCAGCUAAUAUCCUGCCUGCAGUGCCGCCGUUGUCCGCACUACUUCCUGCCCAAUAUGGAUUUGUUCAAGGGCAAGUCGCCGGGUGCCCUGGAAAAUGCCGCCAAGCAAGUUUGGCGGUUAACCCGGAUCAUGCUGACCAAUGUCCGUUGUCUGGAGGAGCUCUAGGCAUCUAUAUAUACUAUAUACUAUAUAGACCCUUUGGAUCUUUGGAAGUUGCUGCUGCUGGGGGGAAAUAACAGGCAGCUAACCGCCGCUGGGUCUUAAAUUUUUUUAUUCGCCUUUUUGUUUUUUUUUUACUAAAUUGUUUUUUUUUUUCUAAACUAAAGACAAAGGAUCUGAAGGAUCAGAAAAGGCGAGGGGAGGGAUCGAAGAAGAACGGAAGAGAGAGAGGGAGAGAAGUGAAAUUGUAACCCAAAUACUAUUUGAUAUUUCGCUAGAUCGUAACUUAAGUUUAGGUGCUUUCGAAAAGUAUACGCCGCUUACAGAGUUUCCUAUAAUUAGAGCAUACUUAGUGUUAUCCAUUUAGAUCGUCAUCGUCGCAUAACGCACAAAAGUUAUCAUCUAGAUAUAUACGUUUUUUUUUUCUAUUCAAUAAUAAAUAUUUUGGGCCCGUUUGCUAAUAGCAAGGUGCAGAGCAAAAUUAGCGAAAUUAGAGAAGUAAGUUCAAACUGAAACUGAGACAGCCGAAUGGAGGAAUAUUUUCACCGUCGGUCCUAAAUUAUUUAUUCUAUGUUUUUGCCUUCUUCUUGUGAGUUUAGUCAAUAAAACGUAAGUUUUUCAAUGAAAA
Drosophila eugracilis is the source of this 2110-nucleotide messenger RNA. It is a transcript of the gene mab-21, whose product is annotated as protein mab-21. The record is from RefSeq and is a predicted model, not a curated record. The transcript has 2 exons. Lineage: Eukaryota; Metazoa; Arthropoda; Insecta; Diptera; Drosophilidae. Bases 391 to 1488 code for a protein of 365 amino acids.